Messenger RNA from Spodoptera exigua (beet armyworm), 1053 nucleotides. The record is from the annotation of a GenBank genome assembly. Lineage: Eukaryota; Metazoa; Arthropoda; Insecta; Lepidoptera; Noctuidae.
AUGUUAAGAUCGCAUCUUAAUUUGAUUAGGAGCGGGAGCGACACGACGGAGGAAGCAGCUGAGGUAGAGACAAUAGAUGAAUCUGUGAAAGAAAUCCCUGUGAGGUGUCUCCAGAAGUCUCAGGUCUGCGGCCGACUCAGUAUGUUAGGCAAGACUGCUUCCGGCGACGGGUACACAUAUUUAAAAUGCAAACUUGCAGGAAUGAAGUUAACGCGUAUCGACGCUAUACGGAGUUUCAAGAACAUAAUGUUCCUGGAUGUUUCCAAUAACUGCCUGGAUAUACAAGCCCUGCAAGUGAUCGCAGAGCUACCCUACUUGAUACUCAUACACGCUGACGACAACAAACUCUCCUCCGCAGAAUUAAAACCAAUGAAAUACUUACAAGUCAUCAUUUUUAACAACAACCAAAUCGCAUCUAUUGCGGACGUGCAUCAAGAACAACUAAGCACAUUAGAGCUUGGAUUCAAUAAAAUAACAAAAAUAGAUUUCAAGUCUAAAAUGUCGUUCAUGAGAGUCUUGGAUUUACGAAAUAAUUUAAUAACGGAAAUCCCGCCUUUAGAGCUUCCUAAUUUGGACAGCUUAUAUCUAGCAGGAAAUAAAAUUAAAACUCUGGCUGGUAUAGAGCUUCUUGUCAAUUUGCGAAUAUUACAUGUGCGAAAUAAUCCGAUCAGGUACCUGGACGGUUUCAAUGAGGAUCAAGGGAAACUUCAAUACAUCAAUUUGAGGAAUUGUCAUGUUACUACAUUGAGACAAGUGAAGAAGAUGAAGGUUCUUAAAGCACUUGACACCCUCGUCAUGAAGGGAUGCCCUUAUAUGGGAGGAAAGGGCGAAGAGGAUGCAGAGAAAGAGGAGGAAGACGACCCUCAAAUCAGAGUAGAGUUGUUAGCGACUUUACCGCGGCUUAAGAGGAUCAACAAGGACAUAGUUACACCGGAGGAAAGAGAGGAAAGUAAAAUGCUGAUGGCCCAUUGGGUGGAAGAAGGGGAGAAGGAGGAAGAAGAGAUUGAGGAUGAACAGCAACAAGAGGAGGAAUUGUCCCAAAUUGAGAAUUGA